AUGAGUAUAAAUACACAUCUCAUUGUCACUUACAACUUAUUCACAUUCAAACAUUUCCAUAUUCGUUUUCGUAUCAUGUACAAAGCAUUGCAAAUCUUCGUAUUAUGUAUAUUUGUCGUUUGUAUGACUACGGCAGAUAUUGGAGAACAAUCACACAAUGGAUCUUUUCUGCCACCGGAACUCACCAACGAAGGACUCCAUCUGAAAAAUAUUUUCAAUUCAUUCUUUCCGUAUAAAUUAUUGAAUCGUCAAAGACGGGCCUCAUCAAAUUUUCAACAAGAAAUGUUAUAUUCUCAUAACAAAUACCGUGCGCGUCAUUGUGUACCUGCUCUUCAGCUUGACAGUGGACUUACUCGUUCAGCUCAAAGUUAUGCCGAGAAAUUAGCACGAAUCAAUCAAAUGAUUCAUAGUAAUACACCAAACCUUGGAGAAAAUCUCUAUAUGAUGAGAAGCUCAGCCAGAUUAGGAAAUAUUAAUGGUGGUCAAGCUACUGAUAACUGGUAUAAUGAAGUGAAACAAUACAAUUAUGGUCGUCCAGGAUUUUCAAUGGCAACAGGUCAUUUUACACAAGUAGUUUGGAAAUCAACUAAACGAAUUGGUGUUGGCUAUGCGUUUACCAAUGAUGGAAGAACAGUUUAUGUCGUUGCUCAGUAUUCUCCUCCAGGAAAUUAUCAAGGACAAUUUCCAGCUAAUGUUCUUCAAGCUAGAUGCUAA
Molecule: messenger RNA, 714 nt
Organism: Adineta ricciae
Lineage: Eukaryota; Metazoa; Rotifera; Eurotatoria; Adinetida; Adinetidae
Source: the annotation of a GenBank genome assembly